This is a messenger RNA of Exophiala bonariae, 438 nucleotides long. RefSeq lists its product as uncharacterized. The transcript has a single exon. Bases 1 to 438 code for a protein of 145 amino acids. Lineage: Eukaryota; Fungi; Ascomycota; Eurotiomycetes; Chaetothyriales; Herpotrichiellaceae. The record is from RefSeq and is a predicted model, not a curated record.
AUGUAUCUCAUUACAACAAUCUCGCUGUUCGUGCUUUCCAUGCUUGGAUUCACUUCGGCUACGCCCAUCGUUCGCAAAUCUCUCAAUCCCAAAUUUCUUCAAGCUCGAUCUCCUCUCGCCACUGCCGCUUUCGCAUCCGACUGGCCCACCAACGUCAUCAUGCUUGGAGGCUCUCAAAGCUAUGGUCUGUAUAUUCCGGUUGAUGGCACAUGGUACGACUUCGAGAACAUCCAAUGUUUGGGUCUACCAGCAUAUGCCAUUGGUGACUGUAACGACAUCACGGUAGACAACAUUGGAGUGGUGGCUGGAAAUGGACCUUGUUCCUUCGUCGGUAAUGCCGGUUGGGCUGGAACAUUACAAGGGAAUGCCGGAGAAGGCUAUUACACCGUUGGACCUCCACAAACCAUCAUCCGUGGCAAGUGUGGCAACCUCACAUGA